Phyllotreta striolata is the source of this 2109-nucleotide messenger RNA. NCBI's taxonomy places the organism in Eukaryota, Metazoa, Arthropoda, Insecta, Coleoptera, Chrysomelidae. The record is from the annotation of a GenBank genome assembly.
AUGACUACUAAAGCGGAUAAAUUCGUAAAAACCUACAAAACUUUAUCUCAAAUUCCUGCUCUAGUAGGAGGAUACAUAAGAUCCAAUGGGAUAGUUAACACUAACUGGACUCAACGGAAUCUAGAGAAAGGAAAAAACACGGAAUUUACCAGAGACUUUUUUACUAAUAACUGCGAAAAAGUCGCCGAAUCACUUCCAUUUGAAGUUAGCAAUGAAUUGAUUUCCAGAAUAUCGAAAUCCGAAAAGUACAGGGCCGUUUUGAAAGACUUCGAUAACAAACAGUUCCUGGAAGUGUGGCAAGGCCACAAUUUGAAACGAUCAGUCGAUUUGAACACUUUGGACGUCCACGGAAGCGUAUACGCUGAUGGCGAGUUAUCGUCAUUCGAGUGGUCUCCCGACGAAACCAAGCUACUCUACGUUGCUGAAAAGAAGAGGCCGAAAUCCGAGCCUUUCUACAAGAGAAAAGGGAACAUCGGAGCAGGCGAUGGAAACGGCGACGAGCCCAAACCCAAGGGCGAAGAGCAUUUGUUCAUACAAGACUGGGGAGAGCAGUUAGUUGGAAAAAAGUCUUCCAUUAUAGCUCAGUACGACGUAGAAAACGAUACCGUAGAGAUACUAAAAGGCGUCCCCGAAGACGUUUUUGUAGCUCAACCGAAAUACUCCCCCGACGGAUCCCAUAUCGUCGGCGUAGCCUACCAAGUGGAGCCCAGAAAAUUGGGGCUCAUCUACUGUUCGAACCGACCGAGCACCAUUUUUCGCUUGGAUUUCAACGGAAACUUCGUGGGUUUACCUUUGAAAGAUGUGGCUGUUAAGUCGCCUAUAUUUUCAACGAACGGUGAAUUCGUUUUGUGGCUGCAAAGGAAAUCCGGUGGCCCUCACGCUUGUUGUAUGCAGCUCGUGAAGGCUAACGCACCGUUGAACGAAAAUACUUGUGGUACCGUUGUGGUGGAUAUAGUAGGCUCUGAGAAGCAAAUCGAAGGUGGUAAACAAUUUUACGGCCUGUACAAUACAGGCUUUAUUCGAAGACCUUGGGCUAGCCAGAAUCGUUUAAUCGUAAACACCAACCAAAAGUACACGUUAAAUUCAUAUGUAAUCGAUAUCAAUUCCGGUUCGAUAACUCAGUUGGAAUCGGGAGCUGACAGUAUGAGAGUGGUGGAUGUUUCCGAUGAUACUGUCCUGGCUGUUAAGAGAAAUUUCCUGAAGCCCGAUGAAGUUAUAUUGGGCAAAUUACCGCAGCCCGGCAAUGAGAGUGGAAUUAAUUGGUCGAAUUUAACCACCAGCGAAAUAGUACCGAGUUUAAGGAACUCCAGAAUCGAUUAUAUAGAUUUAAAAGCCCCCACAGGAGAAAUGCGAGAUUUCAAUGCUAUUUAUAUUGGUCCUAAAAGUGGCGAUAACAAAUCGGUACCUUUACUGGUAUGCCCGCACGGAGGCCCCCAUUCCGCUUACGCGAAUUUCCUGUAUUUGGAGGAGACUAUGUACCUAACUCACGGAUUCGCCAUGCUAUUGGUGAACUUCAGAGGCUCGUUGGGAAGCGGCCAAAAAAGCGUGGAGUACCUCCCUGGUAAAAUAGGUGUCUCCGACGUAGAGGACUGUAUACAGGCCACAGACGCCGCUUUGGGCCGUUAUCCGUGGCUAAAUCCCGACAAAUUAGCCCUAACCGGAGGCUCUCACGGUGGGUUUUUGGUAGCCCACCUCAGCGGACAGUACCCUGACAAAUUCAAGUCUGUCGUCAGCAGGAAUCCCGUCAUAGAUGUCGCUUCUAUGAGCAUUUCUUCGGAUAUACCGGAUUGGACUUACGCCGAGGCCGGUAAGGAAUACAGCCAAAAAGGUGAAGUAGACGAAGGGUUGUUUGCGUUUUUGAGAAAAGUGUCUCCUAUUUUACACGCUCAUAAAGUCAAAGCUCCGACUCUACUGCAAAUCGGUUCGAAAGACCUACGCGUUCCCUCGCAUCAAGGAAUCGAAUUUUAUUACAGGUUGAAAGCUAAUGGAGUUAAAACAAGAUUAAACCUAUACGAAGAUAAUCAUCCAUUAGGAAGUGUACCAAACGAAUUCGAUAAUAUAAUCAACUCCAUGUUAUGGAUCGAAGAGCAUUUAAACAUCGAUAUUUAA